AUGCCGACUCUUGCAUUGAUCAAUUUCAAUAUCGUCUGUGCUACGCUUGGAGGCUUUGUAUCCCUCUUCGGCCUGGUGUCAUAUCUAUGCAAGGAGCGAUUCUAUCUCUCGGAAGCAUUGAUCUCAUUGCUAGCCGGAGUCUUAUUUUCACCUCAUGCAGCCAAUUUUAUCAGGCCCGAGGACUAUGCGUUACACUCCGCGGCAAACCUCGCGGAAAUUACUAUGCACUUUACCCGGCUGGUGCUGGGCGUGCAGCUAGUCUUGGCCGGUGUCCAGCUUCCUAAACGCUACCUGCAGAUUGAAUGGCGGAGUUUGUCUCUGCUGCUUGGCCCUGGCAUGGCGGCCAUGUGGAUUUGUAGCAGUCUGAUCGUUUGGGCCAUGGUUCCGAAUUUUAGUUUCCUCCAUGCUCUGAUUGUGGCAGCAUGUGUGACCCCGACAGAUCCUGUUCUGUCCAAUUCCAUUGUCAAGGGCAAGUUUGCGGACAAGCAUGUCCCACGCCCCCUGCAGCGGAUUAUUGUCGCUGAAUCUGGUGCCAAUGAUGGUCUGGGCUACCCAUUCCUUUUCUUUGGCAUCUAUCUUCUCAAAUACACCGGUAUGGGUGGUCAGGGAUAUAGCGGUGGGGCAGGAAAAGCCAUGGCUUUGUGGUUCUAUGAGACUUGGGUGUACACCAUCAUCUUGAGUAUUAUCUAUGGAGCUGUCGUUGGUUGGUUAUCGAGAAAGUUACUCCACUGGGCUGAAGAGAAGCACUAUGUUGACCGGGAGAGUUUUCUGGUGUUUGCUGUUUCCCUUGCUCUCUUCAUUGUUGGAACAUGUGGGCUUAUUGGUACCGAUGAUCUUCUGGCAUGCUUCAUCGCCGGAAAUGUGUUUACUCACGAUGAUUGGUUCCGCCUCGAAACGAUAGAUGACUCUCUUCAACCAACCAUUGAUAUGCUUCUCAAUCUGUCUAUGUUCAUGUGGUUUGGUGCGGUUUGCCCGUGGUAUUCAUUCUUGCACAAUGAUAUCAUCCCCAUCUAUCGGCUCAUCUUUUUGGGGAUUCUCAUUCUCCUUGUUCGUCGGAUGCCGAUCAUAUUCGCCAUGCAUAAAUACAUCCACCAGAUCGAAGAUCUUUCUCACGCCGCCUUCGUGGGAUUCUUCGGCCCGAUUGGCGUUGGUGCCAUCUUUUAUCUAUCGAUCUGUCGAGAGUUCCUGUUGGAGAUCACAGUUGAUGGUCAAGUGCGAGAAGAUGCACAAAAGGUGGCAGAUACUGCCUCCAUUGUGGUGUGGUUCCUUGCUAUUUGCAGCAUUAUCGUACAUGGACUAUCCGUUCCGGUCGGCAAAGCCGGUUACCAUCUUCCCCGCACCCUCUCAACCGCCAUUACUGCGAGUAGUACCACGGAAACUAAUUCUGUACCCAUCGAAGCAAUUCGGCGUACUCACAGCACUGCCACACCCAUUGAGAAUGACUCUUCGAGCUUCCGAAGCCGCAGGCGCCGACAGUAUUCUUCGCCCACUCCACCAUUGUUCCGUCUUGGUCGUUCAAAGAUUCCUCCUCCAUCGCCUUCCCAAGCCAAUCCUGGUGUUGGACAAACCGAUGAACCAGAGAGACCUGUCAACCUGGUCAUUCACGAGCCAACGCCAAAUGCGGGCAGAAGGCAGAACGAUGCGUCUGCUUCCCCUUAG
Messenger RNA from Penicillium pulvis, 1659 nucleotides. RefSeq names its product putative Na/H antiporter. The transcript is spliced from 5 exons. Gene Ontology annotation, molecular function: sodium:proton antiporter activity. Gene Ontology annotation, cellular component: plasma membrane. Gene Ontology annotation, biological process: regulation of membrane potential; proton export across plasma membrane; sodium ion export across plasma membrane. Lineage: Eukaryota; Fungi; Ascomycota; Eurotiomycetes; Eurotiales; Aspergillaceae. The coding region runs from base 1 to 1659 and encodes 552 amino acids. The record is from RefSeq and is a predicted model, not a curated record.